Messenger RNA from Daucus carota subsp. sativus, 1177 nucleotides. Its product is annotated as 2-oxoglutarate-dependent dioxygenase DAO-like. The coding region runs from base 148 to 1050 and encodes 300 amino acids. The transcript has 3 exons. Gene Ontology annotation, molecular function: 2-oxoglutarate-dependent dioxygenase activity. NCBI's taxonomy places the organism in Eukaryota, Viridiplantae, Streptophyta, Magnoliopsida, Apiales, Apiaceae. The record is from RefSeq and is a predicted model, not a curated record.
AUUACCAGAAUAGAAGGCCACAUAACCAGCCGUUAUGACACGUUUGUAUGUGCUACAUAUAAACAAGUACCAUUAAGCUUAGUUUAAAAGACAUCAUAGCCAAGUCUUGGUGCUAAGCUUCAGCAUUCAUCAGCUACUUUUAUCGAAAUGGCCAGUGAUUCCUGCAUUAUCCCGGUGAUCGAUCUUCAAGAUUUUCCGGCACAGCUGUCGAAACUCGUGCAGGUGUGUGAGGAAUGGGGGUGUUUUAGGCUGGUCAACUAUCAAUACAUCCUCCCUGAUUCGCUCAUGUCUGAGAUGAAGUCUGUAGUGAAGUCGCUGUUUGAUCUUCCUCUGGAGAUUAAGCGCCGGAAUUCUGAUGUUAUAGCGGGAAGUGGCUACUGGGCACCUUCGGAGAUGAACCCUCUUUAUGAGGCGUUUGGUCUUUAUGUUUCUUCGCAGCAAGAUGUUGAUGCCUUUUGCUCUCAGUUGAAUGCUACUCCUGAUCAAAGAGAGACUCUUACUAAGUAUGCCAAAGCAGUACAUGAGCUGUUUGAAGAGAUUAGUGGCAAAUUGGCUGAUGGAUUGGGAAUAUCCAGUUUUGCAAUUGAUGGAUGGCCUUUUCAGUUUAGGAUAAAUAAAUACAGAUUUGCGCAAGAGACUGUUGGCUCCUCUGGAGUACAAAUUCACACCGAUUCGGGGUUUCUUACCAUACUUCAGGAUGAUGAAAGUGUUGGGGGGCUAGAGGUCAUGGACAGGUCCGGAGCUUUCGUGCCCGUGGAUCCCUGGCCUAGUACACUUCUUGUCAAUCUUGGAGAUGUUGCCACGGCUUGGAGUAACGGAAGACUACACACUGUAAAGCAUCGAGUGCAAUGCAAAGAAGCAAAUCUGAGGUAUUCAAUUGCUGCAUUUCUGUUAGGACCCAAGGAGGAAGUGGAAGCUCCAGCAGAAUUAGUAGAUGCUGCACAUCCUCGUUUGUAUGCACCCUUUACUUUUGAAGAUUACAGAAAACUUCGAUUCUCAACAAAGCUGCAUGCUGGUGAAGCCCUUGAUCUUUUACUCAUCAAACCAUGAGAAUUUGCGGAGGAAAGUAAUGGUUAGACGUGGAAGUAACUUUACUUAUUUCUAUCAUAUGUAUUUUACUAAUAAGUGUAAGUUGCACAUUUGAAAUAAUUACCGCAGCUCUGCAAUAUUUGUUCUA